This is a messenger RNA of Eruca vesicaria subsp. sativa (arugula), 192 nucleotides long. The record is from the annotation of a GenBank genome assembly. NCBI's taxonomy places the organism in Eukaryota, Viridiplantae, Streptophyta, Magnoliopsida, Brassicales, Brassicaceae.
AUGGCGUUUGUGAUCUACAUAUCGUUUUCAGCGAUCCUUCUCCUUUUGAUCGUCGCGAUCGCCUUUUAUCUCAUCGGAAGAAAAAUCGGCCGGCGAGAAGGUAUGUCGCAGCUUCACUACGGACCACCGUUGGCUAGUAUGCCGGCACCUGCCCCGCCGCAAUAUGCUAUAGAAAAGCCACCAGCGGUUUAG